CGUAGGAAUAUCAACUCCUUUGAUUAAAGAGACUUGUGUCUUUUGCAGUUAAACUAUUACCAAACCAAGGCAAAGUCGUCUUCUCAUUCAUACCUUUAAGGCAGCUUUGUCUUUCACUUCCCAAACCCAAAGUGUGCACGAUUUUCUCUUCUUUUUGGUUUUCUUACUCUCUGCUCAUAUAAACCACCCAAAUGGAUAUCAGCUAUGUGCUUUAGCUAGGUGUUUUGUCUGAAACGUGAAAUAUUUCUUGGGUUGCACAUGCUCUAAGUUUCUAAGUGUUUUUCUUCUUCUUUUGGAUUGAAAAGGUUGAACCUUGAGUAAUACCCAUCUUUUAGGGAAGUAUGGAGAUUAACUGGUAGAAAGUUUGUCUGUUUUCUUCAUUUUUUUCCCUGGGUUUUUUAGGAUUUUCUAUCUUCGGCCAAUGGGUUUCUUCUAGGAAUUAAAGACUGGUUUUUGGGGGUUUGGGGAACAUGGAGAAGGUUGAAUCAGCUAACAAAGCAGCAGUAGAGAGUUGCCAUACAGUUCUUAACAGUCUCUUGUGCAAACCCAAAAAUGAUAUUCAGUCUAAAAGUUUAGGGGUGCAGACUGAGGAGGCUGUGGUUAAGUUCAAGAGAGUUGUGUCUCUUCUGAGUCAUGGAAGAAGGAUCAGAAAGUUGAAGAAGAAGCUCGAUUCAUCUUUGCCUCAAAGCCUCUUCUUGGAUGGCCCUAAUUACAGAUCAGACAUUUCAAGCAAAACCCUCCAAUUACUCCCAGCUACUUUUCCUCAAAACCUACACACACAAAACCAGAAAGUGUUUCUAGGAAACCCAGUGUUGGAUAUGAGUAACAAGCUUCCUCUCCAAAUUGCCAAACCAAAACCAUUGCAGCAGUUACAUAGACUUCAAGUCCAUCCCCAACAGUUCACCGGCAUAAACCUUGCAUUUAACAAGCCUACCACCACACCCUCCUUGUCAAACGCAGCGUCGUUCAUAUCAUGUUUGAGCAUGGAUGCUGGUGGUGUGGCUAACUAUGGCAGCAACUCCUUCAGACUGAUCAAUGGCAGCGUGCCACAGUCGUCUGAUCAGAUCUCGCAACAACAAAGGAGGAGCAGUGGUGCAGAGCAAAGCAGCAGUGUAAAAUGUGGCAGUAAUGAUAAGUGUCCUAAUUCAAGGAAGAGGAGACUGAGGGUGAGAAGAUCUUUCAAGGUUCCUGCAGUGAGUCAGAAUGUUGCAAACAUUCCUGGUGAUGAGUAUUCAUGGAGGAAAUAUGGGCAGAAGCCAAUCAAGGGCUCUCCUUAUCCUAGGGGAUAUUAUAAAUGUAGCAGCAUGAGAGGCUGCCCAGCAAGGAAACAUGUCGAGCGAUGCGUGGAAGACCCUUCAAUGCUGAUAGUCACCUAUGAGGGCGAGCACAAGCAUUCGCAAUCUGCCCAUCAAUGAGAAUGUUCAUAGACCUUGACCUAUUGUAUGACCCUUAGACAACUUGUAAUGACCCUGACUAGUAUUGUCAUGUCUGAGUGAACCCAACGUGAGUUUUUGGAAAUUUCAAUCAAAAGUCAAGUUGCAAAUA
Molecule: messenger RNA, 1545 nt
Organism: Rosa chinensis
Lineage: Eukaryota; Viridiplantae; Streptophyta; Magnoliopsida; Rosales; Rosaceae
Product: probable WRKY transcription factor 74
Exons: 3
Coding region: 471-1415 (314 amino acids)
Biological process (GO): regulation of DNA-templated transcription
Molecular function (GO): sequence-specific DNA binding; DNA-binding transcription factor activity
Source: RefSeq, a predicted model, not a curated record